UAAGAGGCUCCACAUCAUGGCACUCAUGGAUUACCCAACUUAUUUUUACAACCAUCCACCUAGCGAACAGUCAGCUGUGCAUCUAGAAUUCUAACCGAAGUAACUACCAGGUCGCCAGCUAUUUCAGAUAGUAGAGAAGCGUGAAGGUCACAGUUUUUAACAUUGAAGAGGGAAAGUAUUCAAGGUCAUGGGGAACUCGGAGAGCAUUUGGUGGAUUGUAGUGGAGUGCGCCUGCAGACUCCUUGGUGUUUCUACAGCAACAGUGUUGUGUGCUGUGGGAGUGGAGACCCUACAACAUGGUGAAUUCAACAGCCUCGGUAUCUACCUGCUAGUGUCAUCUGUUGGCGUCAUGAUGUUUGAGCUGGCCUAUUUCCUGGAUACUCUUCUGUUCAUGUGUCUGCCCUGUCCUCCAGACUGGCAGCUCUUUCUGAUUUGGGGAAAGAUGGCUCGCGUUGGAGGCUUCCAUAAGUUCCUCUAUUACUCCAUAAUGUCAGUGGUCUGCUUCUUGCACCCUGUGUUGGUGUGGCAUGCAAUUAUCCCAGGGACAAUGCUUCUGGUGACAGCCUUUUUCAACUUCAUACUCAGCAAGAAAACAAACAUCAAGUGUCCCAAAAGGCCGCAGGAGAGCCACGGCGACCGAGGCCCGACCACUGUGUGUGUGGCAGAGGGAGCAGCCCCUGCCAGCAGUUUCUCAUUCCUCCACAUGGGGACAGCAAGGAGAGGGGUGGGACUGGCUCUUGCAACCACAGACCACUGCUUCGGGCCAGGAGAGAGAGGAGAGAGCGUCCAGGCCAUGCUGGAGCUGGAGCAAACUGGAGCACCUACAGACACAGGCAGGGAGAGGAGGAGGUGGAAAGAGAGGAGGCUGAUAUGCUUCAGAGGUAGGGAGGAGCCAGUGGAGAAAGAGAUGGAGGAGAUGGACUGCUACAGUGAGCCAGAGCCAGACACCACCUCAGACACUGCACCUAUGAUAACAGACUGAGCUCCUUACUGGUAUCACACAAAGGAGAGCGCGAGCAUUGUGUCCAUACUGGCUGGUGCUACACUGGCGGACUUUUAGAUGAAAAUAAUGUCAUGAAAACGACUGACCAGCCAAAAUAAGACUUUUGAGUGUUCAAUAAUAAGGUAUUGUGUAUUUAUGUAAUUGCACAACUUAAAUAUGAAGAUUAUUAGAUUUUUUAUUAAAUGUUCUACUGAUUUGUAUAUUUUUUACAUAAAAAACAUCUAUUUGUAGAAGGUGAUUGUUUUUGCAUGUGAAAUCUAUUAUUCUGCAUUUUGAGUGCAAAAUAUACAAUUUGAUCUUCAAACAUGUAAAUCCAAAAAAAUUAAACCAUUUGUACCUACAUGGCUGGCUUUUAGUCUGAUAGCCUGUUUUCGGAAAGCCUGCAUUGAUUGAAGAGCAAA
Chelmon rostratus (copperband butterflyfish) is the source of this 1404-nucleotide messenger RNA. It is a transcript of the gene tmem72, whose product is annotated as transmembrane protein 72. Bases 188 to 982 code for a protein of 264 amino acids. The record is from RefSeq and is a predicted model, not a curated record. The transcript is spliced from 5 exons. NCBI's taxonomy places the organism in Eukaryota, Metazoa, Chordata, Actinopteri, Chaetodontiformes, Chaetodontidae.